Camellia sinensis is the source of this 864-nucleotide messenger RNA. Lineage: Eukaryota; Viridiplantae; Streptophyta; Magnoliopsida; Ericales; Theaceae. The record is from RefSeq and is a predicted model, not a curated record.
AUGGUUCCGGGAGUCAAGACAGGCCGACGGAAGAGAGCAACAAGUGACAACGUACUAUCAACAUCUGAAGCAUGUCCACAGGAGAGUGGCACCCCGAUGAUGUUGUCUGAUGAGACGCAACCACCAGAUGAUACACAAACUGUGGUGGAGGAGACGCAGCCAGGUGGAGUGGGGCAAACGAGGUCAACUCGUGUUCGAGGACCUACAUUAGGCAAAGGCGUGCAGAAAAAAAUUGCUAGGAAAAAGGGGGAGAAAUUACAUGUCUACGUCAAUCGGGUGUUGAACGCAAUCACAGGAGGGAAUGCAACCCCAGCGACGAAUGAGUUGGGCCUUCAAAUUAGACGAUUGUGCCCUCUUCAGAGCGUGAAGUCAUGGAUAAAAAUUGAUCAAAGUACCAAAGAUGCGGUCAUCCAAGCGGUGCUAGACAAGUUUGUUAUCGGCGAUGAUUUUGAUAACGAUGAACAAGCUCAACAGAUCCUCGAUAGGAAGGCAUAUUUGCUAUACAAGGAUUGGAGGUACAAUCUAAAGCAAGAGUUCCUCGAACUUGAGGAAAAGGGUGUUGAUGACCCCUAUAGUCGUCCGCCUAGUGGAGUGAGCUUGGAGGACUGGAAAUAUUUGAUUGAUGUUGCUUGGAAAGACGAAUCUCACCUGAAACGGUCUACGGCUGGUAAAGCAAAUAGGGGUAUGCUCCCCUAUAAUCAUACAAGUGGAUCGCGAUCAUUUCCUAUAGCAAUGUCGCUAAUGGCAAAUGAGGAUGGGGAUAUAGAUUUCCCCGAAUUUUAUAAGAAAGCACACAAGUCUAAGAAGACGGGAGAUUGGAUUGACCCCAAAUGUGGUGAGCUACAUAUGAGUAUUGAAUGUUGA